ACGAAGUCCAAAACAAUCAAGAAGUUAUAAAUGAAGGAAAUUUUGAUCGUGAGAAAGCCAUAUCAAAGAUGGCGCCGAAAAAGAAUAAACAGAAGGCAAAGGCGCAAUCCGGUCCGAAGCUUCAGAUUUCGGCCGAAAAUGAGAACCGCCUCCGCCGGCUCUUGCUGAACUCGGCGGCGGCCCGGCCUACCUCUUCACCGGAGACAGCGACGGACGAUACCCUAACCAAGGCUCAGAAGGCAAAGAAGCUCAAAGCUGUUUACGAUAAACUCUCUUGCGAAGGUUUCACUAAUCAUCAAAUCGAGCUUGCUCUCUCUGCUCUCAGGGAAGGUGCUACGUUUGAAUCAGCUCUUGAUUGGUUAUGCUUGAAUUUGCCUGGGAAUGAACUUCCACUCAAGUUUUCUACUGGGACUUCCUCUCAUUAUAGUGAAGGGGGUUCUAUUGGUGUCAUAUUAAAUCGAAGGGACAAUUCAACUCCAUCAGUGGAUCCUUCUAUUACAACCAAGGAAGAAGCUCUAGAACCUGCAGUGUUAAUCAAGAAAAAGUGGUGUGAUGAUUCUUUAGAUUCUUGUCAACUGUCUCAAGCGGAUUGGAUCAGGCAGUAUGUGGAGCAACAGGAAGAGGAUGAAUCCGAGACUUGGGAAGAUGAGAUUUUUUAUGGAGGUAGUGCCACAAAGAAGCCCUGUGAACCUAGGUCUUAUGAUGUUAUUGCUAAGGAGUAUCUAGCUGCAAGGUUGGAAGCUACAAAAGCCAAGGAAAAAAGGGACAAGAAACUUCAGGAGCAGGCAGGCCACAUCAUCCGAAAAUUGAAGCAAGAGUUGUCUGCUCUAGGAUUAUCAGAUGACAAUUUGGCCUUAGAGCAUGAGCAUGAAAUCAGUUCUAACUUCAAAUCUGAGAGAGCAUCCAUGGGUCAUGAUCCUUUUGAUUCCUUUGAAGAAAAAGCUCCAUGUGAAGCUAAAGGAUUACCUUCUGAUGAAACUGCAGUUGAUGGAAGUGAUGUGGAGAGCCAUAACUUGGUGGAGAGGAUGGAAAAAGAUUCUGCUCAAGGAGAGGAUGGAGAAAUUGAGCUUGGUGGUUUCUUCUUGGAGGAUGUACCGUCUGAUGAAAUAUUGCCUCCUGAUAUUUUGAAAGUACAGAAACAAGAAAAAAUUAAAAGACUAACUGAGAAUAAUUUGGAUAAAUUAGAAGGCAUUUGGAAGAAGGGGGACCCUCAAAAGAUUCCAAAGGCUGUUCUUCAUCAGCUAUGUCAGAAAUCAGGGUGGGAAGCUCCAAAAUUCAAUAAAAUUCUUGGUAGAGGAAAAAGUUUAUCCUGUACUGUAAGUAUAUUACGCAAAGCUAGUGGGAGGGGCAAGAACCGAAAAGCAGGGGGAUUGGUCACACUUCAGUUUCCUGAUCAGAAUGAAACUUUUGAAUCUGCUGAGGAUGCACAGAAUAAAGUGGCAGCAUAUGCUUUGUACAAAUUGUUUCCUGAUGUCCCAGUUCAUCUCCCAAUUGCUGAGCCUUAUGCAUUGCUUGUUAUGAAGUGGAUGGAAGGGGAAUCGUUAACCAAUCUAGAAGACAGUGAGGAAGCUCAUAGGUCUGGUUUUGUGGAUUCAUUAUUAAAUGAUGAUGGUUCUGGUGCAACUGCAUCUGUUGGUGUUGCAGAUUAUAAAUUUCCACAAAACUUUGGUAGAUUCCAUGAAAAUAAAAGUUCAAUCAUUGCUAGUCAUCAGCAAUUUGUUCAGAGAGAAUCCUAUAUCGAGGAAAUGGAGAGUGCUGAUUUGAAAAACGUGCAACGUAUUAAAAUGAGAACACAAAGAUACCAGGAUAUGUUGAAAACUAGAGCUACACUUCCUAUUGCUGCAUUAAAGGGUGAUAUAUUGCAAUUGAUGAAGGAAAAUGAUGUUCUUGUUGUUUGUGGGGAAACAGGCUCUGGAAAGACAACUCAGGUUCCCCAAUUUAUAUUGGAUGACAUGAUUGAGUCGGGACAAGGUGGACACUGUAAUAUUAUUUGCACACAACCACGAAGAAUAGCGGCUAUUUCUGUGGCUGAAAGGGUCGCAGAGGAGCGGUGUGAACCUUCACCUGGUUUGGACAGUUCCAUGAUUGGUUAUCAAGUUCGUCUGGAUAGUGCCAGGAAUGAGAAAACAAAGCUUUUGUUCUGUACAACAGGCAUCCUUCUCAGAAAAAUGACGGGGGGCCAAAGCUUGUCUGGCAUUACGCAUAUCAUAGUUGAUGAAGUUCAUGAGAGGUCUUUAUUGGGUGAUUUUCUUCUAAUUGUUCUAAAAAAUCUUACUGAGAAGCAAUCCAGUGAAAGCUCAAGAAAACUGAAGAUCAUUCUAAUGUCUGCAACAGUUGAUGCAAGUUUAUUUUCAAGAUACUUCAGCCAUUGCCCUGUAGUUACUGCAGAAGGAAGGACUCAUCCAGUGACAACAUACUUUCUCGAGGAUAUAUAUGAAUGGAUUAAGUAUAAACUUGCUUCAGAUUCUCCUGCUUGUUUAACAUAUGGGACAUUUCCCAAAGGACAGAAUUUGCAGAGAGGUGUUGUGACAAAUAGCAGGGGGAAGAAGAAUCUAGUCUUAUCUGCAUGGGGUGAUGAGUCUCUUCUUUCUGAAGAAUAUUUUAAUCCGUAUUUUUUUCUAAGUCACUAUCAAUCAUAUAGUGAACAAACUCAACAAAAUAUGAAAAGACUGAAUGAAGAUGUCAUUGAUUAUGAUCUUCUUGAAGAUCUGAUUUGUUUCAUUGAUGAAAAUUGUGGUGAGGGUGCCAUCCUUGUAUUCCUACCUGGAGUGUCAGAAAUAAACUAUUUAUAUGAUAAGUUGGUGUCUUCAUACCAAUUUGGUGGGCCAUCUUCUGAUUGGGUUAUUCCUUUGCAUUCAUCAGUUGCAUCAAAUGAACAGAAAAGGGCGUUUUUACGCCCUCCAGAAAAUAUACGUAAGGUUGUUAUAGCCACAAAUAUAGCAGAGACAAGCAUAACAAUAGAUGACGUGAUAUAUGUAAUUGACUCUGGAAAACAUAAGGAGAAUCGCUAUAAUCCUCAGAAGAAAUUAUCCAGCAUUGUUGAAGAUUGGAUUUCUCAAGCAAAUGCAAUGCAGCGUCGGGGUAGAGCUGGACGUGUAAAGCCUGGAAUUUGUUUUUGUUUGUACACUCGUCAUAGAUUUGAGAAACUUUUGCGUCCGUAUCAGGUUCCAGAGAUGCUUCGGAUGCCAUUAGUUGAAUUGUGCCUGCAAAUUAAGUUACUGUCUCUUGGAUAUAUCAAGCCAUUUUUGUCUGAGGCAUUAGAACCUCCCAAAGUUGAGGCAAUGGAUUCGGCAAUAUCUUUGUUGUAUGAGGUUGGAGCUCUUGAAGGGGAUGAGGACUUGACACCUCUUGGGCAUCAUCUGGCAAGACUGCCUGUGGAUGUAUUAAUUGGGAAGAUGAUGCUAUAUGGUGCAAUAUUUGGUUGUUUGUCUCCUAUUCUUUCAGUUGCUGCAUUUCUGAGUUACAAGUCUCCAUUUGUGUAUCCUAAGGAUGAGAGGCAAAAUGUUGAAAGAGCAAAAUUGUCAUUGUUGAAUGAUAAGCUAGAUGGGCCUGGAAACACCAAUGAUGUUGAUCGGCAAUCUGAUCAUUUACUGAUGAUGUCAGCAUAUAAAAGAUGGGAGAGGAUUUUGACUGAGAAAGGAACUAAGGCUGCACAGAAAUUCUGCAAUUCAUUUUUUUUGAGCAGCUCUGUAAUGUUUAUGAUAAGGGAGAUGAGGAUACAGUUUGGAACUUUGAUAGCUGACAUUGGUCUCAUCAAUCUCCCGAAAGAUUAUCAGAUGGAUGGAAAAAAGACGGGGAACCUUGACAGUUGGCUUUCUAAUGCAUCACAACCAUUUAAUAUAUAUGCUCAUCAUCCAUCGAUUCUCAAGGCUAUACUAUGUGCGGGUUUAUACCCCAACAUAGCAGCCAGUGAACAAGGCAUUGUUGCAGCAGCUCUCACCAGCCUUAAGCAGUCUUCUAGCUCUGCAAAUUCUGGUCAUAGAGUCUGGUUUGAUGGAAGAAGAGAGGUUCAUAUCCACCCUUCUUCUAUCAACAGUAACACAAAAGCAUUUCAUUACCCCUUUCUUGUUUUCCUUGAAAAGGUUGAAACAAACAAAAUAUUCCUUCGAGAUACUUCAGUCAUUUCUCCAUACUCUAUAUUACUGUUUGGAGGGUCAAUCAAUGUCCAACAUCAGUCUGGACUGGUGACAAUCGAUGGAUGGUUGAAAUUGAGUGCACCUGCCCAGAUAGCUGUCUUGUUCAAGGAGCUGCGAUUAGCUCUCAAUUCUGUUCUGAAGGAACUUACUAGAAAACCGGAGAAUGCCAUUGUUCUGAAUAAUGAGAUCAUUAAAUCUAUCAUCACUCUGCUUUUGGAAGAAGGAACCAUCCAUCAAUGAUUGAGUAUCAGCUGAUGUAAGCUAAAUCAUUUCUUUAAUUUAAAGCUGCUCCAAGA
This is a messenger RNA of Abrus precatorius (Indian licorice), 4432 nucleotides long. RefSeq names its product DExH-box ATP-dependent RNA helicase DExH7, chloroplastic. Lineage: Eukaryota; Viridiplantae; Streptophyta; Magnoliopsida; Fabales; Fabaceae. Gene Ontology annotation, cellular component: intracellular anatomical structure. Gene Ontology annotation, molecular function: ATP binding; RNA binding. The record is from RefSeq and is a predicted model, not a curated record. The coding region runs from base 69 to 4376 and encodes 1435 amino acids. The transcript is spliced from 34 exons.